This is a messenger RNA of Schistosoma intercalatum, 1997 nucleotides long. Lineage: Eukaryota; Metazoa; Platyhelminthes; Trematoda; Strigeidida; Schistosomatidae. The record is from the annotation of a GenBank genome assembly.
UCUUGUGUUUUAACUAAUGACUAGACACCCAGUGACAUAGCAACACACUCAAUUCUAUAACUGAAAUGGUCAAGAAGAGCAAUAAGAAAACACCAAAGAAGAAGAAUACAAAGAGCAGCAAUGAUGAUAAGAUUAAGAAGUUAGAAGAUGUGAGAAGGAUAGCUGCUGUUAAUGCCAAGUUAUGGGAGACUAGAGUGGAAAUUGCGGAAAAAGUCAAAGACAAGAUCCAGGAACGUGCAAAACAGUUGGCGGAUGAUAAUGCCAGACUUAAUGAUGCUCUACGUCAAUCAGAAAAGGAAUCAAUGGAUGUGUUUUCUUACUUAAAAAAGCAAAAUGAAGAUAAAGACAAUGAGCUAAAAGAACUUAAAAGCAAAAUCGAAUCCAUGUCCAUUUCUCACGAAAGAGAUAAAGAGUUAAUUAUCAGGGAUGCAAAACAACAGAUUUUGUGCAUAAAUAGUGAAAAGGAAAAAAAGUGCGAUAAAAUUAAGGAACUCGAACAGGAAAUAAUGCAGUUGGAUGAAUAUAAAAGUGAGAAAACACGAACUGAAAACGAAAUAAAACAGUUGCGCGAUGAAGUUCAAAAUCAAAAGUGUCUCAUUGAGAAUAUGGAGACAAAGUUUUUCGAAGAGAAGCUAAAAAUGAGGGAAAGUAGCAUAAAAGAUAUCAAAGCUCUGGCAGAAGAAGCACACAAGAUUUCUAUUAAAAAUUUAGACGAUUCCGUCAAGUUGUCAUUUGUUCAGAACGUCGCAAUGAGGAGAUUUAUAACGUUUUUAAGAAAACAGCUGGUGUCAGCUGAGGACUUAUCAAGAUCUUUGAAUGAAGAAAACAAAAAGCUUACUAUAGAAAAGGAAACCUUGGAAGGCAUUUUGUUGUCAAAGUCCUUGGAGUGCAAAAACCUGAAGGAACUUAUUCAAGAGAAAGAUGAAAAAAUUGAACUUUAUCAAUAUGAAAUUAAACAGUUAACUGAAGAUUUAAAUAAACAAAAAACUAUAUUCAGUGAACAAGUGACACUUCAAACAUUUGAAGCAUCUAAAUCAAUAGAGAGAUUAACUAAAACAUUAGAAUUAGAACGUAAACGAAUGAUACGUAUAUCUAGUUUAGCAAAUAGAAUUUUACAACAAAGAAAUGAAAUUGAAGAAUUCUUUAUUACAUCAUUAAAUUAUGUUCGUGAUGAGAUCAAAGUGAAUCAAAAUAAUUAUAUUCACGAUGCCAAGUCCGCAUAUGAAGCCAGUAUACGACUAGCACAUUUAGGUAAAUCAAAUUAUCCACCAAUUAGAACAUUUCAAAAUAAGAUAACUAGUACAAAUAAUGUAUAUGAUGAUUUUAAAAUUGCUCAAAAAAUUCCGAAAUCAACACAUUUAACAAUUCGUGAUUUAACAUGGGAACAAAAAGAACGUGUCCUUUCUAUUUUAUUUGAAAAAAUGAAUCAUUCCAAAAUGAAAUUUAAUCAUAAAACUAAUCAUAAUAAAUCACCAAUGAAUCAGUUAAAUGAUCAAUUUAAUAAAGAAUUAAUCAUACAAAUGAAUAAUUGUAACAAUGGAACUAAUCAACAGCUUGCAGUGAAUGAACUUGAUUCCAAGUCAAUUGUAUUGACAAUCGAUAAUGAUGAUGAUGAUGCUGAUGUUGCUGAUGAUGAACAUGAUCAAGGUAAAACAAAAGACCAAGUUAAUGAUAAAGUAAAAAAGAAUCAUCAAAAUCAAUCUAAAGAAUUAACAAAGAAACUUUAUGAAAAAGUAAUUCAAUACAAAGAUCAUGUAAUCGAUGAAACGAAUUCAAUUAAUCAGUCGGAUGUUAAAUGUACAUUAGGCAAUGAUUAUGAAACUAUUCAUCAAAGAAAUAUUGAUUCUACAAUGAAUUGUCAAAUAAAUCAAACUAAAGUACCAUAUCCAUCACCUCAAUAGAAUAGAAGAGAAUAUGUAUUGGUUAAUGGUAAUGUGAGAAAGUCAUCUGUAGUGAUUCAAAGAAAAGACAAUUCAAUAUUAUGUACUAUUUCGACA